UAAAAGUUUGGCUCAUCUUUGCAGGCGUUGAAGAUUGGGGUAUCGGUUUACUUAUACAAAAAAAGCAAAUCAGCAAGAUGAUUUCAUCUUAUGUAGGCGAAAAUAAGGAACUGGUACGACAAUACUUGGCCGGUGAACUGGCCAUUGAGUUGACACCACAAGGAACUAUUGCCGAGAAGAUUAGAGCUGGCGGCGCUGGCAUUCCGGCAUUUUUUACGCCCACCGGAUACGGUACCCUUGUACAAAAAGGAGGCGCCCCAAUUAAAUAUACAAAUGACGGAAAAAUCGCAGUUGCUAGUAAACCCAAGCAGGUGCAAACGUUUAAUGGAAAGGACUACGUUAUGGAGGAAUCUAUUUUUGCCGAUUAUGCAGUCGUAAAGGCUUAUAAGGCUGAUCCUUAUGGAAAUUUGGUAUUUAACAAGUCAGCAAGGAAUUUCAACGCACCAAUGUGUCGCGCUGCUAAAACAACUAUUGUUGAGGUAGAAGAUAUUGUACCUGUUGGUGCGUUAAAUCCGGAUGAAAUUCAUAUUCCAGGAAUUUAUGUGGAUCGGAUCAUUAAAGGCGUUAACUACCGCAAAAGAGUGGAACGCUUGCGGCUGCGUGAAAGCAGUGACAGCGCCUCGAAGUCUAGUCCAGGUCAGGAGUUACGGGAGCGCAUUGCGAAACGCGUAGCUUUGGAAUUCCGUGAUGGCAUGUACGCCAAUCUGGGUAUAGGAAUGCCAGUUUUAUCUGCUAACUAUAUACCUAAAGGCAUCAAUGUUAUGUUGCAAUCGGAAAAUGGCAUAUUGGGCUUGGGACCAUUCCCAACAAAGGAGGAAGUUGAUCCCGAUCUAAUUAAUGCCGGUAAAGAGAGUGUAACUGUUGUGCCUGGAGCGGCAUACUUUGGCUCUGACGAUAGUUUUGCUAUGAUUCGUGGUGGACAUGUAGAUUUAACGAUACUUGGAGCUAUGGAGGUAUCCGCUACUGGUGAUUUGGCUAAUUGGAUGAUACCGGGUAAACUUGUGAAAGGCAUGGGAGGCGCCAUGGAUUUAGUGGCAGCACCUGGCACAAAAGUCAUUAUAACAAUGGAACAUAAUGCGCGAGACGGUUCACCAAAAAUAUUAGACAAGUGCACUUUGCCUCUAACUGGGCAAGGCAUUGUUGAUAUGAUUAUUUCGGAAAAGGCUGUCUUUACCGUGGAAAAAGGCGUUGGCUUAACAUUAACAGAAAUCGCUGAUGGUUAUUCAGUGGAAGACCUACGUUCCUGCACUGGUGCUCAAUUUGAAGUUUCUUCGAACCUUAAAAAGAUGGCUCAAAUCGAGUAAAAUUUGAAUUUUUUAUGUGAAUCAAAUAUCGUCACCUGAAAUGCAAAAUGGCGUAACUAGCAAAAAAUCCAAAAUAUUCUUAUUGAUUGAUUAUUAUGCAUUUCAUCGAAUUACAAGUACACACAUCGUUUUAUGCAAACAAAUUAUUUGUUAGGGCUAUUUGUAUUUCAGGCGACGAUAAGCAGGCACAUAAGUAAGUAAUUUAAUUGUUUUUGAGUGUAAAUAUGUACUUAUGUAAUGUAAUUAUGUACUUUGUAAGAAUUGAAUUAAGCAAAGUAACUAAACUUGAAAGUGAUAUCAUUGCAUUUAUUUUAGUUGGUAAAAAAUAUUUCUUAUAUGCUCGUUUUUACUUAAAUGAUAUG
Molecule: messenger RNA, 1666 nt
Organism: Rhagoletis pomonella (apple maggot)
Lineage: Eukaryota; Metazoa; Arthropoda; Insecta; Diptera; Tephritidae
Product: succinyl-CoA:3-ketoacid-coenzyme A transferase, mitochondrial-like
Exons: 5
Coding region: 78-1304 (408 amino acids)
Cellular component (GO): mitochondrion
Molecular function (GO): succinyl-CoA:3-oxo-acid CoA-transferase activity
Source: RefSeq, a predicted model, not a curated record